Suillus plorans is the source of this 372-nucleotide messenger RNA. RefSeq lists its product as uncharacterized. Lineage: Eukaryota; Fungi; Basidiomycota; Agaricomycetes; Boletales; Suillaceae. The record is from RefSeq and is a predicted model, not a curated record. The transcript has 2 exons. Bases 1 to 372 code for a protein of 123 amino acids.
AUGCCUCAACAACCUACCUACCGAUCAUGCAAGUUUUUCUGCACCAACCCUAUCAAUGCUCAGUGUCGCAAGGGAUUUUUGACUUGUGCAGGCCUCGCCAACCACAGAAAUGCUGUGCACACUAAUUUAGUACCAUUCCCUCCUCAUAUCCCUCAAUACCAACCACAGACCAUGGAGCAUCAUCACUUCAACAAUAAUGUUGGUCAACAACCCGACACAGAUGUCGAUAGCAGGAGCGACUCCAACAAUGCACCUCCGCUGGGUGCAUACUUUGUAUGGCACUCUGUGAUUGAUGGAACUCCUUGUGAUAUGGAUAGCAAUGACCUCGAUAGAUCACAACCUCUCCCUCACAAGAAGCCAAAAUCACCAUAA